UCCCACAUCCUGGUACUUUCUAUCGUUGUCAAGGCAGCUACAGAGAGAAAGGCAGGCUCGCGGAAAGUAGCUACUGCAGUGUCCUGGCAGAAUAUCUGUCCAAACGUUCACAAACUGUCCCGGAAAGUUAAGUGUAACUAAAAGCUCGUUUUCUAGAGACGGGGAGCGGACACAGACAGGCGCCAGUCUGUGUGGACAGAGGAGGACGAUCUUGUCCAUUGUGCCCGCUGCAAGAGACACACAGCCAUAGCACACAGAUCACGCAUGAAUUUAUCGAGGGUCCUGACCCAUGUGGAUGAUGAGAGUGAUGUCAGCUGCAGAAACAUCACAGAGACGGCCAGCAUUCACUUGUGAUGUGUAGCUCGGACGCACUCGUCGUAGGAGGGAUGAUUUCGAACUGACCAAAAGCAGAAUAAUGAACUGAAUUACAAAGGGACGCCCUGGUCGGCAGAAGUUGGACGGAAACCACGUUGGAGGUCUGGUGUCCAGCAAGCCAGCAAUGCAGCAGCAGGGCACUGAUGUCUGCCCAUCACAGACGUCUGGCUGCGAGGCCGCCCCCUGCUCCCCAGUGCAAAGGAAGCAGAAUUCAGGCAACGCGGUGAAUGUUUCUCAGGCCUCGCUGAGGGAGAAAGCACCAGUUCAGGAUGCAGGGGACAUGAGUCCAAGCCAAAAAGAGAGAUGGUUUCAAACGAUGAAACUCAACCAAGUUUUGCCACAGUUUACCGCGUCAGGUCACAUUGCAGAUGGAACCAGUGCAUUUGAUAAUGAUUCAGUGAAAUGCCAAUCUUCAGGAGGCCCUCUAGGUGGCUCUAUUACCUCACCUCAAUCCAGAUCCAGUGAAACUACCUUGGACAUCAGUGCCCCCUCAGUGCCUCCAAAUAGAGUAACAUUGCACCCAUCAGGGACGACGGAAGCGUGCCAGCUACAAUCCAAAAUGUCCACAAAAGGCAGCUCCUCCACAGCUACACCCCAUCCGGGUGUUCCCAGGCCGGCUGUACCGUCACCUAAAGCACAACAAAAGCCACAAGUAGGAUGCAAUCAGCCGAAACCUUUAAACGUUGAGGUCACCGCAGGCCUCAAAACCGCGUCGUCCACCCACCUCGCCUCCCUCAAGGCUGGGAGGAGUGGAGCGGCGAACGACGCGAGUCAGGUCGGACUCAAAACGAGUGCCUUGGUAACCGGCGGGAGCGACGACAGUGUUGAUAAGACACGAGUGACCCCGGUGUCAGAGGAGGAAAGAGUAGCCAAGCGUAGGGAGCAGUGGCGGAUAAAAAAGAGGGAACAGAGAGCGAAGCUGGCAGCUAGGUCGACGAAAAGCAGAGAGCGAACACAAUUCACAGGAACAACGCUCCCGAGGCCGGUAACGCAGAAGGCAGGGGUAUCGCACGGUGGAGGUCUCAAACAUCCCCCUCCCCUAUCUUCUGUACAAAGUAUGUGCCCAAAACAAAGCGUGAGUAGCCCCAGGCCUCGAGAGGCACCUGCCAAUCGCUUACUGCAGAACGCUCGAGUGACGCUUGAUUCAUCUUCUGUGCCUCGACUUGUCAAGAAAGAGGAGAAAACGGACGAGGAGUCGGGGCCAGCCAGGUUGAACCCAGUUGGACCUAGUCCGAAUCAGAACACGUUAUUAAUUAAAGUAGAAAACCCGCAGGUCUCUAGGAAAGCACAGCCCGCUUUCACGCCUAACGUCAAGGUGGAACGAAGGAUAGAUUACCCCAGGAAGUUUUCGAACCACGCGUAUUUUUCCAACGUCAACCGGGCGAUCGCCAGAUGCCGAACGCCGCGGCAGAGACUCGUCGAAACGCAGAAGUGUUUCUCCAAUCAACGGAACUUAAGAGUCAAGUUCCCGUCCCUCGCCGCCAUCUACAAUUCGCGGAACGUCCCCAAAAUCCUCCCUAACGAGUCUCCCGAGCAGACGGCCUCCAGACGGAGGGAGUACUGGCGCAUCAAGAAGCGGGAGCAGCGCGCCAAGCAGUCCCUGGAGGUGAAGGCCCAGCUGAAGGAGAAGGACUCCCUGAUGAGGAGAGUCAAACGUUACCAGAAGAUCCUGGAGGAGAUGAGGAGGGCCCGAGCGCAGACCGUCGCCCUGGGGGGCCGGUCGACGGGCGGGAUGCUCACCCACGCCUCGGAGACCAUCGGCGGGUUCAUCAAAGAGGACGGGACGGUGACCGUCAGCCUUCCCCCGGUGCCGACGGACACGGCGGCGGCGGCGGGGCACGAGGCGGAACAGACCUCUUGUCUGCUCUCCGACGAUGGCGUCGUCGCGCACUCGCCGCAUCCGUCUCACGCCGGGCCUCUGGGCCACGGCAGGGACGCCGCGCUCGGGUACUCGGGACGGCUCGGCCACCGCCCGCCCCCGCCGCUGCGUCCGGCUCAGGUCCGAGUCACGCUGCCGCGGGACGGCCAGUCCGCCAACAAGCCUCCGCGCCUGCUGUCCAUCAGGCCCAGGACGCACUUUCAGAGAUCGGCCGCGGCGCACUCCAACCGCUCGGCGGGGCACAACGCCGCUCAGAUCACUCUCACGCACCCUCCGUUUCCCCGGGCCGCCGGGUCCGAGGUGUCAGCGACGGGGGUCAGCGGCGGCGGCGGCGGAGGCUGCGUCAUGAAGAUGGCGGUCUCUUCGCUGUUGGCGCCGCCGUGUGAGGACGCGGGGCUGACCGAGGAGCAACGCAUGGCCAAGAAGAGAGAGUACUGGAGGGUGAAGAAGAGGGAGCAGAGGGCGGCCCGGGCCACUAAGCUGAAGCACGGCUUAUUGCCGGCGUGGGACGCAGCCAUGCAAAGGAGGAAGACCCACAAGCAGACGCCCCUUCAGCGGUCGGCCAUGACGGCCAAUACCGCUACGCAAAUCAGGAAUUCUGCCAAACAGAAAAUGAACGUCCUCCCCUCCUGUAAUGUUAAUGUGCCUAAUCCUCAGCAGGCGAAGCAGAUCAAAGUGGAGAGGGAACCCGUACCGGCCUCUGACCUAAACAUUCGACCUGAACGAGCCAUCUGUCCAAUCAAACAGGCCCCCUCGCCGUCGCCUCCGCUGGCCUUGCCUCAGCCAGAGCCCGAUCCAACCCUGAGUGCCGAAACCCAGGCGACCACUCUUCUCGCCGUGGCCUCCAUGAAAAAGCUGCUGGAAGAAUCCCUCAGCACCGUGACUGAAUGUCAGCCCGCCGCCAUAAAAACAGAGCCGCCGCCUCCUUGUAAAGCCGAGAGAGAGGAGGACGUCUCAGACGAGCACUUGGUGCAGGAGAUGAAAUCGGAGAUCCCGGAGGCCUCCCUAGGAGGAGAAGAAGACGACGACAAGCUGCCGUUGGCUGCCAACCUGACGCUGCAGAUCAAAAGCUGGCAGGCGGACCCUGAUGACUCGGGGCAUGCCUGUCCGCGAGACCCUUACCCUUAUGCCUCAACCCAGACCGGCGAAUCCUCCACCCCGCUGUCCUCCACAACCCCGGACCCCCAGUGCCCCACUGCCUUAGGCGAGGGGGGUCCGACGCAGACGUUGUCUCCCCUACGUCGGGCCAAAAGGCUGUGCACCAAAAAGUCGGGCAAUCACCUUCAGCAUUGUUGCUCCUCAGAGCCGCCGAGGCUGCACCACUCCCCCGCCACGCCGCCGCCGCCGCCACAGAGGGUGCAACCGGCGGCGCCGCCUUCACGAUGCCUACUGCAGCCUCGGCCGUCCGCUCCGCAGCAACCGUUCAGGAGGCCGCUGUUCGUGGAGCCUGUGGGAGGGGAGGGCGGUAUGAGCUGUGGCAACAGCCUGCAGGAGAAGAGGGAGUACUGGAAGCUGAAGAAGAGACAGCAGAGAGCCCGCUCAAAAGCCAGGCAGAAGGGGGGGCCGGGUCACAGACAGAACAGCAGGCUCUCGUCCCAAAACAACGCACAGACUCUGAAUCCCCUCUCGGUCAACCACGCCCCGUCGGGGAAGAGCCCGACGAGUCCGCCGGCCAAACGCUGCCUGCAGCCCAAGGCCCCCACCGCCACUCUCACCGCGGUGCACAGCAUCCCCACGCUGCUGGUGGUCAGUCCCACCGCGUCCAACGACGGGCGCUCCCCCGACCUGCUCCAGGUCAAACCGCCGGUCUGCAGCUCCACCUCCUCGCCUGGCCGGGGCCGGCGCGAGGUCAACGCCCGGCCCUCCGGCACGUCCUGUGACCCCGACGCGUCGGAGUGCCACAAGGGCGCGACGGCGGACGGCGACGUCGACGUCCCCUCGUCCGACGGGGUGUCGGACGCCGAGCUGCGUCUGGCGGAGAAGCCGACGCCCGAGUCCAGAGUGAGGAGGUGGACCGUGCACGAGAAUAGCAACGCGGCGCCGGCUCUCGCUACUCUCACCCCCCCAGACAACCCGCUGUCCAGCAUCAACCUCUUCCCCAUCGAGCCCCUCGCUCCGACCUCGGGUCGCCACGCCUCUUACGGCAGCCCCGUGAGGCCCGCCCACACUCAGCCCCCCAAGCCCAAACCCGCGCAUGCCUCCCCGACCAAACUGGUGCCCUUAAGCACCCUGGCCCCCCCGAAACCCAUCCCGGGGGAGUCCCAGGAAGAGUUCCUGAGGCGGAAGAGGGAGUACUGGAGGGUCAAGAAGAAGGAGCAGAGAGCGAGGAAGGCCAUCCGGGACCGGGAGCUGUCCCAAAGGAGAGCGCCUGGCAACUGGAAGCCCAUUAGGCCCGCUAAGGACCAAGAGCGGCCCCAAUACACCGAGAACCAGGACCUGGGAGAUUGUGACCCUGCCUACGAGGACUCGGAACGUCUUAUGAGCUCGACCUCAGACGCUGAAAUGGGCUAUUAUUCGUACUCAAGCGACACUGUCCAGCUAGAAGACGGCGACCCCGACCACGGCUUCGCCGACCACGGCUGCGGCGGCGGCCUCCUGGACGCCGACCACGGCUGCGGCGGCGGCGGCGGCGGCGGCGAGGACCUGGGCUCCGUCUCGGACGGCGCGUGGCGGAGCCGCUACCUCAUGGACCACGACCCGCUGAACCAGCUGCUGGUGUGCAUGGUGUGCGGCGACCUGCUCUACUCCCACAGCCUGGAGGGCGUCCGGGCCCACAUCGAGGAGGCCCACCCGGACACCCUGAACCUGGAGCCGCCCGAGUGCCGGCGCAUCCUGGACGCCUGGGACGAGCAGGUGUCCCAGCGGGAGCGCUUCUUCACCAGCCAGCUGCAGCAGCACGGAGCCACUCUGGCAGAAGCGAACGGGAGCUAAAUUGGAAAAACCUCAAAGGGACAAGAAACAAAAGAUUACACACCAGAGAUGACCAUCAUGUUCCCUGUCAUCUACCGUUCUUCUUUUCUGUGAUUGCGAUGGCUUUUGUUGAUCACUCAUCUCAGUCAUCUUCAACCGACCAAUCUCCCAAUCCAUCGUCCCCUCACUCACAAACAAGACCCAGAGAUACUUGAACUCCUUCACUUGGGGUAAGGACUCAUUCCCCCCCCCCCCCCCCCCCCUUUGUUCAUGGGCUACUUUUAAUUGAAUGCUGUACAGGGAACACGCCUACAAGUUUGUUUAUAUUUUACCUAAUUUCUAACGGAAACACAGAGCACAAGUCUUAACAAGGUUUUUUGUAAUAUUGUAAUUAUUUGGAAAGAGUUGACAAAUUGCAGACUGUUUACUAUGUUAUUACUGCACAAAUAAACGGUUGAUACAGUAUGUAUACUCUUAACUAAAUUAUGCAUGUCAUUUUCUAGCUGCUUAAUGCAUUAGUGACCUUACACCACUGAUUGCCAGCUUUUUUAAAAUUUGUACCCAACCUUCUUAGACAGGUGUAGAUCUAGUUAGAACAUCAACUCCACUUCACCAUGCGAAAAAAAACAUGUCGACUGUAAACAUGAAACAAGACUUUUUUUUGUUACAAUCAAGUUAUAUGUAAGUAAUAUGCCAAAUCGUUUACUUGUACAAAUUGGGUUUCUUACAAUCCACCUUUCAAUGGAAAUGUAACCUUGUUUAUUUAUUGCAAGCUUCGUCAUACAGCUUGUUUAGUUAUUAUUGGUAUGCCUAGCUAGUUUUGUGUUGAUUCUCAUCUGUGGAUACUCCACUUUUUCUUGCAUGUGCUGUAAGUGGAUGCACAGCGGGUUCAAAAUGGGCUCUGCGAUGCGUUUACAAGGUGACCAAUUCAUUGGCUCUCUAAUGUUGUAUGUUCCAUUGAGCACAUAGUCUUUAACUCGUCAUUUUAUAUUUGAAUAAAACCAGAGGAAAAAAAAACCUGCACGACAAGUUUGGUAUCGGUAACAAAUCAAGCCAUUUGAGAAUGUAAUUUUGAAGCUAACUCGUAUGUUGUUUAAAAAAAGGAAUGCUUUUUUUUCUGAACAAAUAAAUAUUUUAUACCUUU
Molecule: messenger RNA, 6308 nt
Organism: Gadus morhua (Atlantic cod)
Lineage: Eukaryota; Metazoa; Chordata; Actinopteri; Gadiformes; Gadidae
Exons: 8
Coding region: 500-5185 (1561 amino acids)
Biological process (GO): negative regulation of DNA-templated transcription
Source: RefSeq, a predicted model, not a curated record